AUGCCAUCUUUUACCGCCAUAGCUUUGGAUAGGUUGUUAGAACCUGGAGCAUCAAAAUCUGUCGACAAAUCAGUUCCUAGUUCGAACAACAACUACGCAGUUCCAAAACCGAAGCCCCCUUCAUCAGAAUCAAAGCCACCUUUACCUAAUUCAAACCUGGAGAGGAGGAAUAGUACAGCGUUGAUAGACAGGAGAUGUAAUCGUCCUCAAAUAUCACCUGCGCUGAAGAAAGAAUUGGAGAAAGAUGAGGUGAAUGGGAAUGUGAAUAAUGACAAAAAUGAGGUUGUUGAUUCAAGUAAUGGGCAUUCAGUUACUUUUUUCAUCCCUAAUUCUAUUGAAGGUGACCUUCUGGAUGGUGUAAAUGGGAGUCCUAGUAAAGAGGAUGUUGUGAAUGGUGUCCAUUAUCGACCUAUUGAAGCAGGUCAUGUUAAUGGAAGCCAUGAUGGUGAAAUAGGGAGCAGUAGCGUGCAACUUGGGACUAAUAAUACGAGGAAGGAGUUGGCAAUGGAAAAGGAUGUCUUGAAGCCAAUUGAGCAGAACGUGGAAAGAGAUGGAGACUAUGAUGAUUUCUUUGAUCCUCAAGACUCAAUGAGCUAUUCUAGUAACACUGAUGUCGAGGACACUACUGCAGUUGAGAGUUCUAUGAAGCUUACUGCAGCUACGCCAGUGGGAGAGUUUUAUGAUGCUUGGGAAGAACUAUCCUCUGAGAGUGGGCCACAGCCUUCUCCUUCUCCUCAUCACAAUGGAGCUGAAUUGCGUGAAAUGAGAUUGAGUUUGUUGAUGGAGAUAGAAAAGCGGAAGCAAUUAGAGGAGGCUUUUAUUAAUAUGCAAAAGCAGUGGCAGAGGAUCAGGCAAGAAUUAGCUCUGGUAGGACUUUCCCUCCCUGCUUGUCCUGUUGAUGUACCCGAGAGUGAUCAGCCAUCAGAUGCGGAUCCUGCAGAGGAGAUUUGCCAGCAGAUCUAUUUUGCUCGGUUUGUAUCAGAAUCUAUAGGAAGGGGAAUUGGAAAAGCUGAGGCAGAGAUAGAGAUGGAAGCUCAGGUUGAAGCAAAGAACUUUGAAAUUGCUCGAUUGUGGGACCGACUUCGUUAUUACGAGGCUGUGAAUCAAGAAAUGUCUCAGAGGAACCAAGAAGUUAUAGAAACGGCACGGCGUAAUCGGCAGAUAAGGAAAAGGAGGCAGAAGUGGGUUUGGGGCUCAAUUGCUGCUGCAAUUGCUCUUGGCACGACAGCCUUGGCAUGGUCAUACAUGCCAGCAGUGAGAGGAUCAUCAUCUGCCAGUGAUUCUCAUGCUCCAGAGCAUGAUGAUACCACUGACUUAUGA
Molecule: messenger RNA, 1320 nt
Organism: Dovyalis caffra
Lineage: Eukaryota; Viridiplantae; Streptophyta; Magnoliopsida; Malpighiales; Salicaceae
Source: the annotation of a GenBank genome assembly